UAAUAAUAGAUUAAAAUACACACAACGCGUUUUGAUUUAAGAAAGUGGUUUUAAAAGGUGCAAAUUAUGUGGAUAAAAGAAUUUUUUGUGCUAUAUCUAUGUCUUUGCUAUGUGUCGUGCGCUAAAAUUUUGUUUGUUUCUGUCACACCAUCUCCCAGUCAUCAAAAACCGUUUCAAGAAAUUUGGAAAGCUUUAGCAUUGAGGGGUCAUGAGGUACAUGUCGUAACACCAAACCCCCUAGUGAACAGUACGAUCCCCAACUUGAAACAGUACGACAUAAGUGCUGUUUACAGCUGGGCAGCGGAAAUGAAUAAGAAAUUUAAACAACGGGUAAAAUUUUCCUUACAGAAACCAACUUUUUUCGAUACAUUUACGAAAGAAUUUUCGGUAGCCAGAGGUUGGCAUGCUGUAAACGAAUAUGCCUUAACUUUACCAGAAUUUUCGAAGCUGAUUAAUGCCCAACCUAAACUCAGGUUUGAUAGCGUUAUAGUUGAAUGGCUCUAUCCAACUAUGGCAGCAUUGGGAGGAUACUAUGAGGCACCUUUAAUUGGGAUUUGUUCCUUAGGUGCUGCAACUAAUGGUUUAGAUGCUAUAGGGAACGUUUUAAAUCCUGUAGUAACGCCCGAUCAAAAUGUUCCAAUAGGAAGAUCAAAUUUUUCGUUUAGAGAUCGUUUGCUUUCUAUUUUUUAUUCAAUUUGGAUCAGAAUUUAUUAUCAUUGGCAUAUUCUCCCUAUGGAAGACAAGACUGUAAGGAAGUACUUGAGAACAACCUUCCAUAUUUAGGACAAAUUGAGAGAAAUGUUAGUGUGUUACUGUUGAAUAGAAAUCAGAUAUCCCAUAGAAUAAUGCCUGUAGUUCCUGGUGUAAUUGAAUUUGGGGGACUUAACUAUAAUAGAGCUGUACAAACUCUAAACCCGGAUUUACAAGAUUUCUUGGACAAAUCGAAUAAUGGAGUGAUAUAUUUUAGUUUAGGCGCAGCUAUAAAGCUAGUAGACUUUUUAUCACCAGAUCAAGUUCAAAUUUUUAAGUCAGUCUUCAAUAAACUUCCUUAUAAUGUGCUAUGGAAAUUCGAAAAUGACA
Messenger RNA from Sitophilus oryzae (rice weevil), 1080 nucleotides. RefSeq lists its product as uncharacterized. Lineage: Eukaryota; Metazoa; Arthropoda; Insecta; Coleoptera; Curculionidae. The record is from RefSeq and is a predicted model, not a curated record. The transcript has 2 exons. The coding region runs from base 67 to 783 and encodes 238 amino acids.